Thyridium curvatum is the source of this 1155-nucleotide messenger RNA. RefSeq lists its product as uncharacterized. The record is from RefSeq and is a predicted model, not a curated record. Bases 1 to 1155 code for a protein of 384 amino acids. Gene Ontology annotation, biological process: response to nutrient; branched-chain amino acid catabolic process. The transcript is spliced from 3 exons. Gene Ontology annotation, molecular function: catalytic activity. Lineage: Eukaryota; Fungi; Ascomycota; Sordariomycetes; Thyridiales; Thyridiaceae.
AUGCUUCCCAAGCAGCAGAUCCGAUGCUACGCAUCCCACGCCGUGGCUGCCGCCAAAAGACGGCUCAAUGUCCCCAUCGACUUUGCAAAGACGCCGCUUCUUCACCACAAGAGGGAAACACUGUCAAACACACCAGGGCUUCCACACAACUGCGAGACGAGCCGAUUGAACCUCUUUCAAGCUGUCAAUUCCGGCUUGCGGACGGCUCUCAAUGAGUCGAAUCGAGUCUUGUGCUUUGGUGAAGAUGUCGCCUUCGGCGGCGUCUUCAGGUGCACUUCGGGUCUGCAAGAGGAGUUCGGGCCUCAGAGAGUCUUCAAUACGCCGAUUACGGAGCAGGGCAUUGUCGGCGCUGCAAUCGGUGCCGCUGCUGAAGGAAUGAAGCCCGUCGUCGAAAUCCAGUUCGCGGACUACGUCUUCCCAGCCUUCGACCAGAUCGUGAACGAGGCAGCCAAGUUCCGAUACCGAGAAGGAACAACAGGUGCCAACGUCGGGGGGCUUGUGAUUCGUAUGCCCUGCGGAGGUGUAGGCCAUGGAGCUCUAUAUCAUACGCAGUCUCCUGAGUCGCUGUUUUGCCACGUACCCGGAUUCCGAGUUGUAGUCCCUCGCUCGCCCUCGCAGGCAAAGGGCCUCUUGCUUUCUGCAAUCCUCGAGUCCAAGGAUCCGGUCAUCUUCAUGGAGCCCAAGAUAUUGUACCGUGCAGCAGUUGAAGAGGUCCCAGAAGAUUUGUAUACUCUUCCUCUGAGCAAAGCAGAGGUGGUAAAGCCUGGAAAGGAUCUCACCAUCAUCUCGUACGGCCGACCGCUGUAUACCUGUGCUGCAGCAAUUGAGGCGGCCGAGAAGGAACGUCCCGGACUGAAUGUCGAAUUGAUCGACCUCCGAACUAUCUAUCCCUGGGACCGUCCGACUAUCCUGGAAAGCGUUGCCAGGACUGGACGGGCGAUCGUCGUGCACGAGAGCAUGGUCAACUACGGAGUUGGGGCGGAGAUUUCAGCGACAAUCCAGGAGCAUAACUUCCUCAAGCUCCAUGCACCUGUCAAGAGAAUUGCGGGUUGGACGACCCACACAGGCUUAGCAUGGGAGAAAUACAUCUUCCCUGAUGUUGCGCAGUUCGUUACAGGAGUCUAUGAUGCAAUUAUGGAGAGCAUCGAGUACUAG